AGUGGGUGUGGGAGUACAAGUUGACUUGAAAGAAAUCGAGAGACCAGACAGAGCUAUCGAUUUUACUAGUAGUUCAGUGCAAAAUGAGCAUAUUCAAGAAGAAAGGAGGUCAAGUAAAUGCAGCCAAUGUUCAUAUGACCGAGGCUGAGGCAGCCUUGGCUCAAUCUGACUUCAACAUCGAGAAGAUCACUGAGAUUCAGAACAAGUUUGCUGGGGGAGCGGUGCUAUUGGUUCCAGGGAGGAUAUUUAUACGCGAAGGGGUGUUGUAUAAAGUAUGCCGUAAAGGACUCAAGAAACGACAGUUUUUCUUGUUCAAUGACAUACUAGUAUAUGGAAAAAUUGUCGCGGGUCUCUAUAGCAAUCAAGUGAUUCUGCCCCUCUCUCAAAUGUCAGUGAGUGCAGACUGUUUCUAUCAGCCCAGAGUAGAUGCUGACUUCGCCUCUGAGACAGAUGAGGAUAAUCUAGAUGUGGCUAAUGCCUUUCAAAUCAGUCAUGCCAACAAAUCAUUUCAUGUAUUCGGACAAUCUGCUGCUGACAAAGCCAACUGGAUAGCCAAUCUUCAGAAGCACAUAUCAAGGGUUGCAAAGACUUUGUCGGACAGCCAGCAGCAGGUGAUCACACGCCCAGUAUGGGUACCAGACUCUAUGUCUAAAGAGUGUAUGAUCUGCUCUACCAAAUUCUCGGCGUUUCAACGGAAGCACCAUUGUCGUCGGUGUGGGCGUGUUGUGUGCACGUCUUGUUCCCCUCAUCGUGUGUCCCUCGUCACCGGAGAAGGGAGUGUGGUCUCUGGGGGCGGAGAGGGAGGAGGGAAACUGGAGAGGACGUGUAGAGAGUGCUUCAAGGAAAUGACAGCCGUGCACACUAGAGCCAACUCUGUGGGGAGCAGCACUAAUAAGUACACAUUCAUCAAGAGCGCCCCUGCUCGACCACCACCUCCAACUGUGGCUGCCCAGAUUGUCUCGGACGCCCUGCGCACUAUCACUACACCUCCUAAAGAGAAGGAGGGGGAUUCCCCUGACGGUGUGGACACCUCAACAGACACUGAGGACUCAGAUGACUCUGGGAAUGAGCAGGAGGCCCAACAAAAAACCCCUUCGCCAACCAGCAUGGAGAAUACUGAAGUGCAAAGGCCUGUUCCAAAAGCCAGACAGAAUCUUAAAGGGGAUACCACACCCCCAGUUCCUGUUGCUAGACGAUCAUUAAAGUCGCCCAGUACCGAAUCUAGCCCCACCCUUGAGCUAAAGGCGUCCAAUCAGAUUGCAGACGAAGAAGAUGAGGCACAACCCACACCUCCUCCCCGCAAGAAGAAGCAGAUGAAACAGAAAUUGAAGGAGCAACAAGAACCAGCUGUUGACGAGGAAACCAAGACCGAUGGACAAUCUGAUGAUUCACCUAACAACAAGAAAACUCGGAGAAAGAACAAGUUCAAACCUCUUGAAGAUACAAAAGCACCUGAAGACUCUGUUGCUACCAUAGAUGAUGAAACUGCGGCUCUUGGGGUUGAUCAGCCUCCAAAAAUUGUGGUGAAUGAAUAUCGUGACGGCGUGGAGGGUGGAGCUGGUGAGGGAGUGGAGGGUGGACCUGGUGAGGGAGUGGAGAGUGGAGCUGGUGACGGUGUGGAGGGUGGACCUGGUGACAAUGUGGAGGGUGGACCUGGUGAUAGUGUGAAGAGUGAAGCUCAUGACGAUGUUGAUGGGGAACCAAUCAAAGCUCAACAAACUGUUCAAGAAUCUGUUUCAAUCACCGUAUCUAAUAAUGAAACUGAAAACGUAGGAGUAAGUGAAAGUGGAGAGGCUAUAAAGGAAAGAGGAGACUACUCACCGAGUGUUAACGCUGCCGGCAGACGUAGUGGACGAAGAAGAAAUAAGUUUAAACCUAUCACGCCCCAAGACUGACUUGUGUAGAUGUUUCUAGCACUCCUGAUCCUGUUCAUUGCCAUGUGUGUUCCUAUGAUUUCGUUGCUCGAUUAUUUUCAGAUUAUUAAUG
This is a messenger RNA of Halichondria panicea, 1986 nucleotides long. RefSeq lists its product as uncharacterized. Gene Ontology annotation, biological process: endosome organization; endosome to lysosome transport. Gene Ontology annotation, cellular component: early endosome. NCBI's taxonomy places the organism in Eukaryota, Metazoa, Porifera, Demospongiae, Suberitida, Halichondriidae. Gene Ontology annotation, molecular function: phosphatidylinositol binding; metal ion binding. The record is from RefSeq and is a predicted model, not a curated record. The transcript is spliced from 8 exons. Bases 84 to 1895 code for a protein of 603 amino acids.